UUAAAUUUCUUAACAGAACCUACACAACUUAACAAUCCUCUCGUAUUUUAUUUCACAGAGGAUUUAAACGGAACGUUAUAUGCCGUACGCGAAUGUGUAAUGCAAGUAAUUCAAUGCAAACUAUCAGACGUGUUGAGAAAUGAAUAUUUUAUUUGUACUUUCAUUGAUUUAUCUUUCAGUUUCAUGUAAAUACUCUUGUGAUUACAAAUUUGGCGAUCCAAGCUGGGAUUAUUCUCAAAUUUUUUAUAAUAAAUCUCACAUAGUCACACCCGGUACUAAUGAAUUGAUGUUACAUCUGGAGUCAGAACUAAUGGUAUCUUUUGUGUGCGUCAAUGUAUCCGUCGCAAAGGAGUCGUCAGACGUAUCCUACUCUAGUUUAUUUAAGAAGUUAACUAUUAAAUUACGCGAAGCUCAGGAGAAGGACGUGAGAGUGGACGUCGUUGCUAUGCACCACGGCUAUCGAAGACGCGACUACUAAAUAUAUACAUACAUAUUGUAUUUAUAUUAAAUAAAGUGCUCCAAAUACAAAAUGCUCGUUUAUAACACA
This is a messenger RNA of Danaus plexippus (monarch butterfly), 547 nucleotides long. RefSeq lists its product as uncharacterized. The transcript is spliced from 3 exons. The record is from RefSeq and is a predicted model, not a curated record. The coding region runs from base 140 to 478 and encodes 112 amino acids. Lineage: Eukaryota; Metazoa; Arthropoda; Insecta; Lepidoptera; Nymphalidae.